Messenger RNA from Corythoichthys intestinalis (scribbled pipefish), 5323 nucleotides. RefSeq names its product cGMP-dependent protein kinase 1-like. The record is from RefSeq and is a predicted model, not a curated record. Gene Ontology annotation, biological process: protein phosphorylation. NCBI's taxonomy places the organism in Eukaryota, Metazoa, Chordata, Actinopteri, Syngnathiformes, Syngnathidae. The transcript is spliced from 7 exons. Bases 3696 to 5051 code for a protein of 451 amino acids. Gene Ontology annotation, molecular function: ATP binding; cGMP-dependent protein kinase activity.
UCAAGUUUCUUUGCGGAUCGGCAAACCGCCCGGCGGAGAGCAAUUUACAGUUCGUUCCCUGGAGGAGGGUGGCUGGAAUUGUUGUGUAGCUAACGUGCUAACAGCUAACUGCUAAUGAGCGUGAGGAUAGCUUUUUACAUGCCUAUCAAUGAUCAAACGUAAGUAGUCCUUUAUUUGAAGGAAUUUUAUAGUGUUUACUUUGUAAUCACUGUAUUCGUAUUUGACAUAAUACAAAACAAGAUGUUUACUCACUUCCUUGUAAGUCCAUUGGUCCCACAGUAAAUAUCCACGGUGAAUGGGGAACCUUUUGAAACUCCAAAAAGGCGCAUACGCCUCUCCCGCAUACAGAAUGAUUUUUCUGCAGCCGUUUGGCUGGCGUGAUGCAAAAAAUAAAAGUAUUAAUCCGCAAAAUCAGCUGAAUCCUUCGUCCUCAUACACAACAGUACACUGUAGCGUGAAGAGGACGUCUUCUACCGUACACGUCACAGCGCCCUCCGAAGCCGGAAGUCACUCAUUUUCCUGGCGCGGGAUUCAAAAAACUAACUAAAUAUAGCGAUCGCUUCCACACACAUCCAAGCGGUCCAUAUCAUUCAGGAGCAUAAAAUACCGCGUGUAUUAUGAAAUAAACAUGCUUUUUCGUGUCACAAGCACUUUAAGGCUAACUCUUUUCGAGUUUCUUCUUAUUUUUUGGUUUGUUUCAUUUUUCUUUUUCGCUCCACCACUGUCUUCGGUCGCCAUUUCCCCAGGGGACACGGUUCAUGUUCGGGCGUGAGCGCAAACCUUUCAAACCAGACUGUUUUCUCUCGCGACGACACUCUUAUUGCCAAACACUCGUAAGGUGAGGCGCUCUUAUCGUGAGGCUUCGCUUGAUGCCACUUUUCUACCAUCCGCGCGUGUCUGCAUGUUGUGUGCUUGUGUCUUUAGUGCGCUUAUACGAGUGUGUCUUUCCAUGUAUUGCACUCGUAUUUGUGUGAAAAUUUAGUCUGUAGUUCGUCUGUCUGUGGUUGCUUUCUUUUUGCGUGCGAAUGAUAGCGCGUACGUGCAGGUGUGCGCGUCCACGUGUAAAGUCAAAGGUCACGAGAGGAAUCGGGUCAGGUCCGACCAAUCGGCAAGCGCUGUUCGCGUAGGCGUCGCCGACGCUCUCGUCCGAUUGUUUGUUUGGAAUAAAUAAGCAUUCAAAUGACCGAGGUCGCUUUUUCAGGAGACGCGGGCCUUCUACGUCGAUGACUUCACACUUUUUUCCGACAACAAGUCAAAGCAAAACGUCAACAAGCGGCGGCCGUUCCUUCAGUCGUCCCCUUCCCGAGGCGGAAAGCGCCCUUUCCGGCCGCGACGAGGACUUCCGCGUGGGCGAACGUUCGAAAGCGACCGGUCUCGGCCGUCUUCUUUUUGCCGUGAGCAAAAAAAAAAAAAAGACAAGCACUCACCUGAGCAAUUUUCGAGAUCACCUCCCUCCACUCAGACCUGCGUCAUUCUGAACCUUCUGGGUGUACAUCUGUGGCUAUACGUGCGUGUGCGUGUGAUCGCAUCAUAUCAAACUCCAAAGGUUCACUGUCUUGGUGUUGGCUUUACAAGGCAGCAUUAAUGUUUAACCCGCUGCUAUCUGUGUCAGCACACAGGCAGGCCUGUUAUUGUCAGGAAAGGAACGGAAAGGAAAGGAUUCUGUUUUACAAUACUGUUGUUUCAUUCCAAUGAUGAUGAUGUUCACAGAAAUGAUCAGGAAGUGAGGCAAAAUCCACAUACAAGUACCCUAAAGCCAACCAGGAAGUGACCCAAAAUCAACGCACUGCCUGCCAUUGACAAGGGCAAACGUCCAAAUCAUCUCAUCUCAGAAGGCCAAUCCGUUUUGACGUGGGUUCAUUGGUCCCUCCCCGUCUAAAUGGACGGCAACAGACAAGUGACCCAAAAUGAAUAGGAAGUAUGCCAAAAUCUAAAAGUCGACCACACCGUGAGCAAUGUUCCCUCUAAUUUCUUAUGUGUCUAAGCAGACACACAAGCUCCCCGAGCACAUCGAGGACCACGGCGAGCAACGUUAGAUGUGUACGCUGUGGCCACACGCCAGUAUCACGCCUGUUCAGAUUCAGAAUAUUUAUUGUCAUUGUUACUAAACCACAAUGAAACUUUGCAGCAUCCAUACAGCUAAGUUGAUAAAGUGCUAAACCCUAACCUAACCUCACCUCACCUAACCUAACCCCAACCCUAACCUAAAACCCAGGACGCGCCCAACUAAUGUCCCCAAAUGACCUGGACGUGUCCCUCAAAUGUCCCAAAAUCAACAGGAAGUGACCUGAUAUUGUCCCCCAAAUGUCCCCAAACCAACCUGGACGAGCCUAAGAUCUGCAUCUCCACACAGCAAAGACCCAGAGUCAUUUCUCCAGAAAUGGCAGUUUCUAGUUUACUUUUAAUAUCAUUGAUUUGGCCCACAUAAAAUGAAAAAGACAAAAGUGUCAUUGUUCACCAGAUGUGUUCUAUGUUAUAUGUGACGGGAAGGGGAAGAGUCCUGCUUUGGCCCGGAAAAGGUCCAAUUGUGGCAUAGGUCAGUUCAUAAAUAAAAUAUAAUGAACAACCACAAUAUCCAGCUCCCACAUUAAACCUGGUCCGACAAUAAGGACACUCAAGAUUCCUAUUCUCCUUGUCUAAGCAGCUAUACACGACAGGUUUAAAAAAAAAAAUCACUGCUGGUUCUUCUAUUUGCACAUACUGUACUCUGACAACCCUAACCCAUCUUAAAAGAACUGCAAUUCUUUUUCACUUUGGCUUGAUGACUGCCCGUUCCUUUCGCCAUGAUAAGGGGUUAGCACUUGCGUCUCUACUCCGCUGCGCUGUGGCUAGCUAGCUAGCUAACCUGCCAGGCACGUAUGGGCUGCGUAGCGUAAGUGAAGUGAACCGUGUCACAUUAUUAAACAUCUGUUGCUCAUUUAGUUACGUUGCAAAAUGGUACAAUUUUGUCAAAUAAAAUUUUGAAAAAAAACUGGCUGCGGAAUGUUGCUUCCGUAAAUCAGCACAAGAGUCUAGCUCACUUAUCGCUCUUUAUUUUUCUCCGAACCCACCCAGGUCAUGCACCUCACGACUGUAUAAAAUGGUGCUGUAGAACCCACCAGUGGGAGCGUCGCGUUGCCGUAUCGAACGCACCAAUAGGACUGUCGUGUUGCGGCGCCGACAGUAGUCCGAGUGACACUCCAAUACGUUUCUGUUGAAUUGGAUUUUAUUGCGCAGCAUUGAUUUUCUUGUGCAAGCAGUGCGAACAUGGGUCGCGAGCGCCAUUUCACCACAAAUCAUCUCCGUCACGGUCAACUCGGCGAUACGUCGCGCUCGUCCGACUCCUCCCGAGCCCGGUUCGUGGAAAGUCGUGCCAUCGCAGCGGGUCGCGCGUGCGCCUGUUCUUCUUUUAACUCGGGAACCUCUGCGGAAUGUCGCCGGCUAAAUUUGUCCCCGUCCGCCGGGGCGGGGCGGGGCGGGGCGAGAGUCUCCGGUGUCGCCGGGCUCUCUCUCUCUUCCGAACCCUUCAGGAGAGCAUUUGGGGAGGAAGGACCUCAGGGGGUCAAUUGAGCUCGAAGCAUAUUUGUCCGCUACGCAGCGUGACACAAAAUUGAGCUUUUAGGCACACUGACAGAAAGAAAGGAAUUUUACCGUGGCCAGCGAGUUCGAGAAAGCUUUAGGCCUUUGGACCGGAAGUCAGGCACGCAGACGGUAAGAUGAGCGGACGUCUCGCCGAUCUCCGCUCCUUUUCCGUCAGGACUUGCGGGACCUUCCCGUUCUUCCGCGUGGUCAAACGGCACAGCCCCGACGAGGUUUCCUUCUCCCGCCUGCGGCUCGCCGAUUUCGACGCGGUCGGGACGCUCGGCGUCGGAGGUUUCGGACGCGUUCAGCUGGUACGGGACGGCGGAGAAGAAGGCCGCUUUGCGUGUUCUUUAGCGUGCGGGUUUGAGUCGGGCCCUAGUUGUGACCGGAGCGUCGACGGCAAGGGAUGUCCGAUCGGCAGGCCCUCUCGCUUCAAACGGACGGAACGGGCGUCUUUGUGUUCAGGUGCAGCUGAAGAGCGAGCGGACGCGGACGUUCGCCAUGAAAGUUCUGAAGAAGCGGCAGCUGACUUUGGCCCACCAGCGGGAGCAGGUGCGCUCCGAGAAGACCAUCAUGAGCCAGACGCGCUGCCGCUUCGUGGUCAGGUUGUACCGGACCUUCAAGGACAGCAAAUACCUCUACAUGCUGACGGAGGCCUGCCUCGGCGGCGAGCUCUGGACGCUUCUCAGAAACAGGGGUCAUUUGGAGGACUCCGCGGCUCGCUUCUACCUGGCGUGCGUGCUGCGGGCCUUGCGCUACCUUCACGCCAGAGGAAUCGUCUACAGGGACCUCAAGCCCGAAAACGUGCUCUUGGACGCCGGCGGUUACGCCAAGCUGGCGGACUUCGGUUUGGCCAAAAAGAUCGGCGUCGGGAAGAUGGCCAAGACGUGGACCUUCUGCGGGACGCCCGACUACAUGGCACCCGAGGUCAUCCUCAACAAAGGCCACGACACCUCCGCCGACCUUUGGUCUCUCGGCGUCCUGCUCUUUCAACUCCUCGCCGGCAGUCCUCCGUUCUGCGGCGCAGACGACGCGCAGACGUACAGCGCGGCGCUCCGGGGCCUGAGCGCGCUGGAGUUCCCCGAGCGAAUCGGCCCGGACGCCGGCGAUCUCAUCCGGAAGUUGUGCAGGUGAGCGAGGACGAAGCCCGCCCGAGCGAGCCCUUUGCAAAGGGAGCGUCUCCCUCGGCAGAGACGAGCCCUCGGAGAGAGUGGGAACGCUGGACGACGACGGCGUCUGGAAACAGCGGUGAGCGUCCCGUCCCCUUUAGGAGCGCCGAUCGAGGCUCUCAUCGGCGGCGGCGGCGCCUUGUGUGUGAGCGCAGCUGGUUCGAGGGGUUCGACUGGGACGGCCUGGACGGAGGAACCUUGACGCCUCCCGUCAUCCCCGACGUUUCGUCGGCGACCGACACGGGCAACUUUGACCCUUUUCCGGCAGACGGCGAGGAGGAGCCGCCGGACGACGACUCGGGAUGGGACCGUGACUUCUAGAAGCCCCGCCCGAACUUCCCCGAAGACGAAUAAAUGACGGCGGAGAAAGCGGAUCCCGUUGUUGACCGUUCCGGUAACCGAUCGCGGCUCGGUCGGACUCGUCGGCGUCCUCGACGGCGCUAGACGUUCGAUCCGUUUGAAGCGGGAGCCAACGAUCGAUGCCGGUGUAGCAUCCCGGCCGGUCUCUCAAACUGAUGCUUCACAACUUUUAUUUUCCUUCCUUGAUGUAAACACAGCAUAAGAGCUACGGUGCACACAAAUAAAACAACACA